AUGGAUGAUGAUGAUGAUGAUGAUGAUGAUGAUGAUGAUGAUGAUGAUGAUGAUGAUGAUGAUGAUGAUGAUGAUGAUGAUGAUGAUGAUGAUGAUGAUGAUGAUGAUGAUGAUGAUGAUGAUGAUGAUGAUGAUGAUGAUGAUGAUGAUGAUGAUGAUGAUGAUGAUGAUGAUGAUGAUGAUGAUGAUGAUGAUGAUGAUGAUGAUGAUGAUGAUGAUGAUGAUGAUGAUGAUGAUGAUGAUGAUGAUGAUGAUGAUGAUGAUGAUGAUGAUGAUGAUGAUGAUGAUGAUGAUGAUGAUGAUGAUGAUGAUGAUGAUGAUGAUGAUGAUGAUGAUGAUGAUGAUGAUGAUGAUGAUGAUGAUGAUGAUGAUGAUGAUGAUGAUGAUGAUGAUGAUGAUGAUGAUGAUGAUGAUGAUGAUGAUGAUGAUGAUGAUGAUGAUGAUGAUGAUGAUGAUGAUGAUGAUGAUGAUGAUGAUGAUGAUGAUGAUGAUGAUGAUGAUGAUGAUGAUGAUGAUGAUGAUGAUGAUGAUGAUGAUGAUGAUGAUGAUGAUGAUGAUGAUGAUGAUGAUGAUGAUGAUGAUGAUGAUGAUGAUGAUGAUGAUGAUGAUGAUGAUGAUGAUGAUGAUGAUGAUUGA
Molecule: messenger RNA, 636 nt
Organism: Dicrocoelium dendriticum
Lineage: Eukaryota; Metazoa; Platyhelminthes; Trematoda; Plagiorchiida; Dicrocoeliidae
Source: the annotation of a GenBank genome assembly